This is a messenger RNA of Prunus persica (peach), 2289 nucleotides long. Its product is annotated as bifunctional dihydrofolate reductase-thymidylate synthase. The record is from RefSeq and is a predicted model, not a curated record. Gene Ontology annotation, cellular component: cytosol; mitochondrion. NCBI's taxonomy places the organism in Eukaryota, Viridiplantae, Streptophyta, Magnoliopsida, Rosales, Rosaceae. The transcript is spliced from 12 exons. Gene Ontology annotation, biological process: tetrahydrofolate biosynthetic process; one-carbon metabolic process; dTMP biosynthetic process. The coding region runs from base 330 to 1922 and encodes 530 amino acids. Gene Ontology annotation, molecular function: dihydrofolate reductase activity; thymidylate synthase activity.
UCUCUCUCUCUCUUCCCCCAUCUUUUUAUAUUUUCUCUCUUAUUUUUUUUUCUCUUCUCUAGAGGGAGAAGAAGAGAAAAAGGAUUGAAAGCGAAGAAAGCGGUUUCAGCCCUUUGCUCCUUGUGUUUCCUUACUCUCUCCAUUUCGCUCUCACUGCUUCGCUCGCAAAACCCUAAUUCUCACUCUAAUUUUCUCCAUCUUUCUACCACUCUUGGCUCCCACAACUCAAGAUUUCGCUCUUCGGUUUGAGAUCGGGUUUACCGCACUUCCACAAAAAUUGGCUGUGCGGUCCUCGUUUUAGGCUGUUAUCUUUGAGUUUGUUUCAGUCUAUGGGUUCUACUAUGGCUGGUGAGUUGCUGGUGAACGCCAAUGGCAAUGGUAACACCCAGCCUAAUCCACAAAGGACUUACCAAGUUGUUGUGGCUGCGACCCGAGAAAUGGGUAUUGGAAAGGAUGGGAAACUACCUUGGAGAUUGCCCUCUGAUCUCAAGUUCUUUAAGGAAGUCACUGUGACCACAUCAGAUCCCGGAAAAAAAAAUGCGGUCGUUAUGGGUAGAAAAACAUGGGAGAGCAUUGCCCCUGAGCAUCGACCUCUACCUGGUCGCCUUAAUGUUGUUCUGACUCGUUCUGGGAGUUUUGAUAUUGCUACUGCAGAGAAUGUUGUGAUAUGUGGAAGCAUGGCAUCUGCUUUGGAAUUGUUAGCUGCUUCUCCUUAUUGUCUGUCAAUUGACAAAGUAUUUAUCAUAGGGGGUGGCCAGAUACUAAGGGAAGCUCUCAAUGCGCCUGGCUGUGAUGCCAUUCACAUUACAGAAAUAGAGACAGACAUUGAAUGUGACACUUUCAUCCCUGCAAUUGAUUCCUCUGUAUUUCAGCCGUGGUAUUCAUCCUUUCCCAAGGUGGAAAAUAGCAUUCGCCAUUCCUUCACAACUUAUGUUCGUGUAAGCAGUUCUGCAGUUGAAUCCCUUUGUCAAAACAAUGAUCUGAUCUCUAGUAGUAAGUCAGAUUCCGUUAAGUGUGAGGUAAAGAAUUUCUCUUUCCUGCCCAAGAUGAUUUUUGAAAAACAUGAAGAGCACAUUUAUCUAAGUCUGGUUCGAGAAAUCCUCUCAGAUGGCACUUCUAAGGAUGAUAGGACAGGGACUGGUACUUUAUCAAAAUUUGGUUGCCAGAUGCGGUUCAAUCUGCGCAGAACUUUUCCUCUUCUGACAACCAAGAAAGUAUUUUGGCGAGGGGUUGUUGAAGAACUUCUGUGGUUCAUCAGUGGUUCAACAAAUGCCAAGGUCCUUCAGGAGAAAGGCAUUCACAUAUGGGAUGGAAAUGCUUCUAGAGACUACCUUGACAGUGUUGGUUUAACUGACAAGGAAGAGGGCGACUUGGGGCCAGUAUAUGGGUUCCAGUGGCGACACUUUGGUGCUAGGUAUACUGACAUGAAUGCUGACUACACUGGCCAAGGAUUUGAUCAGUUGUUAGAUGUUAUUGACAAGAUUAAAAUUAAUCCAGAUGAUCGGCGGAUUAUACUCUCGGCCUGGAAUCCUUCUGAUCUCAAAUUGAUGGCACUCCCACCUUGUCACAUGUUUGCUCAGUUCUACGUAGCCAAUGGAGAGUUAUCAUGUCAAAUGUAUCAGCGUUCUGCUGACGUCGGCCUGGGCGUGCCAUUUAAUAUUGCAUCAUAUGCUCUUCUGACAUGCAUGAUUGCUCAUGUUUGUGAUCUUGUUCCAGGUGAUUUCAUUCAUGUUUUAGGGGAUGCUCAUGUUUACCGCACUCACAUCAGGCCUUUGCAGGAGCAGCUUGAGAAAUUGCCCAAGCCUUUUCCAAUUUUGAAGAUCAAUCCUGAGAAAAAGAAUAUAGAUUCUUUUGUAGCGGCUGAUUUCGAACUGAUAGGUUAUGAUCCUCAUCAGAAGAUAGAAAUGAAAAUGGCCGUAUAGGGCUCUCUCAAAUUUUCAGUAGAGAGCUCAGAGACUUAUCUUUAUUUCUAGGCGGAGCUGCUGUUAGUUUCGAGGAGCGGGAUCUGCAGGUUCAUGGUGAUGUAGAGUUUCAAUACAGAUGAAUAAAUGCUAGGUUGGAUAUAGUUGAAGCUUUGCAUUUGUAGUAAUUUGGAAUCCUUUAGUUCCACAAUACACAUGGUGGUUCCAAGGUGAUUUAGGAUACUUUGUAUUUUUUGCUUCCCAGCUUUUUUGAGCUUGCUUUGGCACUUUGCGGUUGAUACGAACGCAUCACUUUAUUUUCUUAAUUACUACAAAUACUAUGGCGUACUGUUAUAACAAAAUGGAGUUGGAUCACAUUACUUGUAUA